Torulaspora delbrueckii is the source of this 1659-nucleotide messenger RNA. Its product is annotated as sugar porter family MFS transporter. Gene Ontology annotation, biological process: carbohydrate transport; transmembrane transport. Gene Ontology annotation, molecular function: carbohydrate:proton symporter activity. NCBI's taxonomy places the organism in Eukaryota, Fungi, Ascomycota, Saccharomycetes, Saccharomycetales, Saccharomycetaceae. The transcript has a single exon. Bases 1 to 1659 code for a protein of 552 amino acids. Gene Ontology annotation, cellular component: membrane. The record is from RefSeq and is a predicted model, not a curated record.
AUGAAAGGCAUAAAGAUGAAAAAUAUAUUUGCCAAGGUGGAAGAGAGGCCGACACCACCUCAGAUCUAUAAUUGGAGGAUCUAUGCAACCGCGGUGCUGGCAUCGACGGCUUCCGUUCUUAUCGGUUAUGACAGUGGGUUUAUUGGAGGAUGUGUGUCUAAUCCACACUUUUUACCCAAUUUCAAUAUUGAAACGGGAACUACAGAAGCUGAUAAUACUUCUGCCAAUGUGAUAUCAGUUUUCCACGCAGCAGCUUUCUUUGGAGCAUUAUUUGGUUAUCCUUUGGCGCAUUAUUGGGGACGUAGAGUAGGUUUAAUUGUGGUUUCUGCCAUUGGUGCUAUCGGGGCCGCAGUGAUGAUGGCUGCCAUUACGGGAAGUUUGGCACCAAUUUACAUUGGGCGUGUGCUCACUGGAUUCACAGUCGGUGCAUCAACAAAUUUAACAGUUGUUUAUUUGAGUGAAGUGUCACCUUCGCCUAUUCGUGGUCAAAUCGUUGCAUUGUACGAGCUGGGAUGGAGAGUUGGAGAUCUCGUUGGGUUUUGGAUCAAUUAUGGUGUGGUAGAACAUGUGCCUGCUGGUAACAGGCAGUGGUUGAUCCCUAUGGGGGUACAAGUGAUCCCAGCUGCGAUGUUCUUUGCGGCUUCUUUUAUCAUGGUAGAAUCGCCUCGUUGGUUAUUCCAAGUUGGCCGUGAUGCAGAAGCUGUCAAGAACUUGACUUGGUUGAGGAAUUUGACUGUUGACGAUGAGUACAUGGAGUGGGAAAUUAACUCUAUUAAAGAAUCUAUCGAAAUGCAAAAUAGAACGGUUGGGAAUGGGAUUUUUGAUCCAGCAAAGGAAGUGUUUGUUAACAACACCAAAUAUUUUAAGAGAUUGGGAAUCACUUGUUGUCUCUUCUUGUUUCAAAAUUUUAUGGGUAUUCAGGCAUUGAACUAUUACAGUGUGCAACUUUUCAAGAGUCUAGGUGUCAAGGGUACAAACGCCAGUCUAUUUUCCUCGGGUUUGUUUGGUGUCUGUAAAUUCAUUUGCACAUUCAUUUACGUCUUCCUAAUAGUGGAUUGUUUUGGUAGACGUAUUGCAUUUUUGGUUUCGUCCUCCUUCUGUACAAUCUUCUUCUGGUACAUCGGUGCUUAUUUAAAGGUAGCUGAUCCCACCAGACCUGGCGCGGAUGCUGGUCAAGGUGGAAAGGCGGCCAUUGCAAUGAUGUAUCUAUGGACAUGCUCUUUCAUAAUGGCAUGGUCUGGAGGUCCAUUCGUUUGGGCUGCAGAAGUUUACGAGCAGAAUAUUAGAGUCUUUACUCAGAGUCUCAACGCCGCCGUCUCAUGGGUCCCAAUCUUUAUUAUGACUCGUCUCACCACUAACAUGGUAAACACUAUGCACUACGGUAUUUUCUUCUUCUUUGCAAGUAUCGCCCUACUAUCCAUUCCUUUCGUUUAUUUCUUUGUUCCAGAAACUAAGGGUAUUCCAUUGGAAGAGAUCGACAAGUUAUUCAAGAAAGGUACUCCUGCCCGUAGAGCUCAUACUACUGUCAGUGAAGAACUCAAACGUGUUAGUGAUAAGGACAUUAUUUCUGGUUCGACUAACGGCGAUGUAGAUGAUUAUCCAAAAAAGAAGUGCGAAGAAGUCUUUAUCGAAAAUGCGAGUCGUUCCUCUGGCAGGUAA